UAAACAGAAUUCUACCUUCAUUGAGAUUGUUAGCAAGUGAUCAUCAAGGUGUGAAAUCUGAGAUUGUAUUUGAUUAACAGAUAAUAUUCAGAUAUAUUUACACCAUUUCCACCAGAGUGCUAGAGGAAACGGUAUAUCAGAUUUGAAAAAAAAAAUUACUUAAUUCCAAGCCAAGCUAACAAGUGUGGUGUGUACGUAAUUUCAUUGUUUAAUAAAAUUCGCUUAAGAAUGGGUCGGUGUUUUAAGCAUACACAAAGCAACAAUGCAAAAAAAAUCUCUUAAAGAAUUUUUCAUUCCCAACGAUGAAACGGUCUGUGUAAAUUAAAUAUCGGUCGAGCGGUUGCGGUAUAGUGUUUGGAUUUUAACGAAUUGCAAGACCCUAAUUUGCAACUCGGAAUAAUUGAGAAAAUUCAAGUGAGCCAGAUUGUCGUAGAGAAGUAAGGCUGUGAUACACAGUGAUGAACAGUUUGAAAAUCCAAUUAGAGUGUCAUGCAAAUGUGAGAUGUGAUAAGUAUACUAUGACCGAAUAUGACUGUGCGCAUCGUAAUAAUUGCAAUUAAAUUAAUGGCAAUAAGUUCGUGUAGUGCUGAUCUCAAUAUUUUAUCCAUCAUCACGAAGGCCUAUGAAUCGAACAUUAAGUCGUUGAGGAAUUUCUUCCACUUCAGUCAAGACCAUUCCAAUGCAUUUAUUUAUGAAAACGAUAUAAGUGACAAUGAGGUUGAUAGUAGUUAUUGGCAAAAUUAUGGGAGAAAGGAUAACCUAUAUAGUGGGGUCUACCAAUAUGACGAUUAUUACGCAAAUAUUAUACCGGAUUCCGAUGAAGAUGUGUUUACACCUUUGACAACAUAUGAAGACGAGCAAGAAAAACGCAGCAAUAAUCUAGGUUUUUUCAACACAAUUCUGAAGCUAUUCGGAUACCGCCCAUAUAAAUUAUCAACACAACAUACACAAAUGCAGAUGUCGAACAGAACUAAAGGCCUCGACGUUCGCUUGAAGUCGAGCUACUUUACCCAGAGGCUCCUAAAGACGAUGAAGAGCCAAUUUAAAUUAAUUUAUCCAGGAACGUUGUGGUGUGGAGGUGGAACACGGGCAAGAGAUAGUAAUGACUACGGAUUUUUUAGAAGAACCGACAAAUGCUGCUGGAAACAUGAUUCGUGUCCGAAAUAUAUUGCAGGUGGGGAGAAGUGGAAAAAUUUAGAAAAUGUUGGCAUCUUUACGAGGUCUCAUUGCGAAUGCGAUCGGGAUUUUUAUACGUGCCUAAAAGGGAUCAAUUCAUUCAUUUCAAACAAGAUUGGAGUAACUUACUUCAAUUUAUUGCGCCCGCAAUGCUUUCGAAAGGAAUAUCCAAUUGUUAGCUGCUUAGAACGAAGGAGCGACAGUCGAUGUUUCAAUUAUGUCAUCGACAAUAAUAAGCCAAAGCAGUGGCAGUGGUUCGACAAUAAAAUUUAUUGAUUUACACCCCUUGGCUUGUAAAUUGAUUUUAUAGAAAUAGAAAUACAAAAAGUGUAAAAAAAA
Molecule: messenger RNA, 1515 nt
Organism: Bradysia coprophila
Lineage: Eukaryota; Metazoa; Arthropoda; Insecta; Diptera; Sciaridae
Biological process (GO): arachidonate secretion; phospholipid metabolic process
Molecular function (GO): A2-type glycerophospholipase activity
Source: RefSeq, a predicted model, not a curated record